CCUCCCCCUUCUCCAACAACUUCUCCUUCCCUCCCUUCUUGCCUCUCCCUCUCUCUCUAUCGAGUUCACCCCCAACUUGCUUUAUACACUCAGAGAAACCGGAGAUACAUGAACAAGGAGGCACAACAGGCAGCUUGACAACUUGUUUUUUUUCCUCCUUUUUUACUGUGCUGCACUCUCGCAGUUGUGGAAUAGUUUAUGAGGAAACAACGUGGCUUUUGUCAGCUUUCCAUCAGGACUGUCAUGUGGACAUACUUGAACAGAUGACAGCCUCUCUGUUGCUACACUAAACAUGGCAAGACUCUCAGCGCAGAUCUCAGGGAGCUUCUCUGGAGAGGAUUAUGAUAAAAGUCGGUGCCUGACAGACGAGAAACUGCAGUGAAGAUGAACCCAGAAUCUCUGGAUUCAUCCAUCCAGAGUGCCCUCUCGGCCCUCUACCCCCCUUUUGAAGCCACAGCGCCCAUCGUCCUCUGCCAGCUCUUCCGCACUAUCGAGGAGCGUUACCAUGGCGACGCCUUGCAGUGCCUGCUGGAUUUUCUCAUCCCCUCCAAACACUUGUUGGAAAGUGUACAGCAGGCAGCAUGUGCUGGAUACUCUGAUGUGGUUUUCCGCUGUGAGGGCUGGCCUCUCUGUCUCCAUGACAAAACUGUCGUCCAGUUAGCACCUGUGAAUCCUUUGCUGCUGCGUCCUGGGGACUUCUAUUUUCAAGUGGAACCUUUUGGCGAUCAAGCAGCUCGUAUUGUCCUCAAAAGUCUCCUGGAAGAAGGAUGUCGGGAAGUGGAGGAGACCCCAAUUCCUGAGACGUCCUACCCUUGCAUCUUCACUGAAGACUGGCUGCAGGACAUCAAUGAAGGACGCCACGGGACUCCUCUGUCUCGCUGCUUACUUUGCACUGACCAAGGAGUAAUCAAGCUGCCGUGGGAAGAAGUAGCCAUCCCAGAGUUUUUAGACAAGCCAAAGGUUAUGACCACUUAUCGGGAAGCUCCCACUGAGCCAAAGGUCAUGUCAGUUCCCUGCAGUUAUGGAGCAUCUACUCUGCCGUUGGAGGAGAGGAUUAUUCCUUUAAAGGGCAGGAUGUCAGCAUCUUUGAGGCCUGUGGACUGUUCUUCUAAAGUUGUCAGAUUACAUCAUAAACGAAUGCCCAAAUCCUUUCCCAAACCUUUAGUCAAACCUGUGGGGUGGGUGUCACCUAAUACCUGGGACAGCCGGAACUAUCCAGAGAGUGAAGGUGAUUAUGUUGACUUGGUGGAUGUUGCUAAGGAAAAGCAGUUUGUAGCGAAGCAUGGAAACCAUCCAAAUCUACCAAAUUCUGUUUUGAUCAAACCGGUCAGAGCACCACCAUCAGCUCUUCUUGGGAGUAGCCUUUUCUGUGGGCACACCCUUCAGUAUGCAGAGGAGCCUUGUACACCAUGCAGCCAAAGAAAUCUGGGGGAUGAUCCCUCGGAGCACGACGUCAAGUGCCGGUAUAGAGACUCUUACCUGGCAGCACUGAGUAACCCUGUUACUUUUGAGAAAGGGAAUGUUGACCUCCUUGCAGCACUGGAGGAGGACAGCCUUUGUGAAGAUUUAGACUUAAGAUCCGAGGCUACAUUUGAAGACCAAAACAAUGUACUUGGACAGUUUAGUAACCACUGUAAAACACCCAUGUCAGGCCAAUACAGACACUUCUGUGAGCCAGCAACAGAAUUCAUUGGCUCCCAUCACAAAAAUCUUCCCACAACCUCUGAAGCAGAGGACAUGGUGAAAGACUCUCCCAUUAUUCUGAAAUCAAGCCCUGGCUUAAAUAACUGUCAUAAAGUUCACACCGAACAUAUCUCUCAGGAAACACAGCUCCCUGAGUUACCUCUGGAUAACUGUGAUCAUCAGGACAAUGAGCCACACCAGAAGGUGGAUGUUGUGAAACCCCCGGGAAAACACAAAUCUAGGUCUCUGUCUGCUGUGUCUGACACUCCACAAGGGAGUCCACUUUUCUAUAAACACAAGAACAGGAGCCACAGUGAUAUUUGUUCAGAAACCGUUAACAGCAUGAUGCAGUGCAACAAAGGCGAACUGUUGGAUCUGGUGACUCCAAAGACGAAAUCGUCUAUAAAAGAUUCCCAGUCAAGCGGAAGUGAAACUCCCUCCACUUCAGAUGGACCGUAUGUGAGACCUCAGAACCUAAAGACCCAAGAUAUGUCAUCUUCUCAACUUCUAUCUGUCAGUUCUAACUCAACUCCUCAAAGUCUGGGGUCCAGUGUCCAAAGCGUCAGUGGUUUGCUUGAGCUGGGUAUUAUUUGUUUGCCAGGCAGUCGGGACAAGACUGGCAGGGCAGUAGUGGAGCUUUACUGUGACAAGGAGUGGACCUCAACUCAACUAUCAGCACAGAAUCUCUGCAGGUUACUGCUUUAUCUCCACUCCAUCCCCAGGAAAGAUGUGCGAGAACUUGGACUGACUUUGGUCAUUGAUGCCAGGAAGAAGACUCCCCCGCCUGACCUCUACAAGGCUCUCCUCAUGGCUCAGGAGCAAGCUCUCCACGCUGUCCACAGCAUCUUGAUGCUGGUGGACAAAGACACAUCUCCACGUCCAGAAAAGCAGCCCGGUCUCCAGAUGGACCUGGUGACGUCGAUGAAAGCCCUCUACAAAACAGUGGAAGCUUGCCAGUUGACCCCUUACCUGGGAGGAACCUUCACCUACAGCCAUACGGAUUGGCUGCAGUUCCAUCAAAGACUGAUGUCUUUCAUAACUGACCUACAAGAGGCUGACAGUUUGUUGCAAAGAGCCAUUUCUAAAGUGAAUGAGAGCAACAUCCUGGACACUGCCCAGGAAGUGCGGCGAUGCAUUCAGGAGCAGGGAGAUUUGAUGAGGGAGGUGCUGAAGGACACAGGAUUGGUCACGCUGCAGAGAGAAGGAGGGGCGGUACUUGCCAGGCUGAGAAGGGAAGAGUUCAGAUUUCCACAGUCUGAGGACUACAGAUAUGCUCUGGAGUCAGUGACACUUCUGUACAACCAAGUGGAGGAGAAGCUCCACAUGUUGGUGAUGAGAUCAAAUGAGUCACUUCAGCAGUUGGAGUUUCUUUUCGUUGUCAGAGAGAUGGAGGAGAAAAUCAAAGAGGCUGCUAUGUGGUUCAACGAAGAAGGUGAACAUGGGCUGAAGGUCUUUGUCAAGAAGGAUAACUUAGACACGGAGAACAUCUUGCCGCAGUUUGACACGUUCUUCAUUCAAGCAAAGGACAAGCAACAGUAUGCAUUGACUCUCGUGACUGAAGCAGAAAAAAUUGUGAGCACCGGUGUCUGUAGUCCUGUGACAGACGUCUUUCGGACUCUCAUCGAUAGUUUCAAGUGCAAUAUGGAUGACUUUAUGUCACGGGUGGUGCAGACGCACAAAGAACUGGACACACUUGUGCAAGUGUACCGUUUCUGUGAUGAGGCAUCUGCCUUGGCCAAGGAAUGCAGUCAGUUUUUGGAACAGGUCGAGCAGGGGUGUUACUUGGCUCAGGCCAGUCUCAGCACACUUCAGAUGUAUGAAGAGAGAUUAGGUGAUGAAUUCUCCACCCUGCAUUUCCAGGCCUUGAAAUCUAAGGCCUGUUCUUUAAGAUCGGGGGCUUCGGGAGCGAUGAGUGUGUGGAAUGCAGCUUGGGUCCGGUGCCAAGAAGUCAGGCAGCGUCUUGAGAAGAUGCAGAAGAAGAAGAAGACAUGCAGAGAUAAGAAGCAGAACCAACAGACUGCAGCCAUGUGCACUCAUGGGGAGGCUGGAGUAAUGGAGAAAAAGACUCUGACCCAACAACCAACCUCUCAGAAGGAUGUAGUUGAUAUCACUGAAACCGACAAUGCUGCAGCUGUAUGGUUUAAAAACAAUUUGAAAGUGUCCUUGAAAGGGAAUGAAAAAAGAGGACCUCACGCGCUGAAGUUGCUACCACUAAGAAAUGAAGACUCGCAUAUUAGUCCCCAUAAUGGCAAGUGCCAACUAGACAAUAAAUGGGGAAAAAGAGGACAUCAGAGCGAGAUGGAUCUGAGGAGCACAGUCUCAGUUCAAGGGGACGAUGACAUCCCAAUGUGCCAGAGCUUGGGUCGGUCCCUGAGUGAGGGAUCAUGUGUGCGCACUCAUAUGCCAUUUGCCGUUGGCUUUUCACCUUUAAAUGGAAGACAACCACUCUGUCAGAGCAACAAGCAAGCACUGGAACUACAUUUGGAGACUCUUCAACAUCUGCCCACUCCCCUCACUGAGAGCAUGUCGAAGAGUAAUGGUAAUAAUGAGGAAUGUCCCACCAAAGAACACGCAGCCUCUACCCAAAGCCCUGAAGAUUUAAAGGAGACGUUACUCAUCUCAACUGAACACAAUGGCAGCAAUGUUUUGAAGCUACGUAAGAUUAUGGAGGAGCUGCUGUCCACAGAGAGGGAAUACGUAAAGGCUCUCGGCUACGUUCGAGAGCACUACUUCCCCGAAUUGGAGAGGUGCGAUGUCCCACAGGACCUCAGGGGCCAGAAGGGGAGCAUCUUUGGGAACUUGGAAAAACUGCACGACUUUCACCACCAUCAUUUCUUGAGCGAGCUAGAGAACUGUUUGAACGAACCCUUCAGGGUGGGACGCUGCUUCCUACGACAUAGAGAAAAUUUUGCUUUGUAUGCCCUUUACAGCAAGAACAAACCACAGUCUGAUAGUCUUCUCAUCAAUCAUGGAAAGGCCUUCUUCAAGCAAAAGCAGCUCAAUCUCAGGGACAAAAUGGACCUGUGGUCUUACUUACUAAAACCAGUCCAGCGGAUCAGUAAGUACAGCCUGCUGCUGCAAGACAUGAUGAGGGAGUGCAGUCCAGUACAAGUCAGAGAGCUGGCCGAACUCAAGGCUGCCUUGGAGGUAGUUCACUUCCAGCUUCGUCAUGGCAACAAUCUGCUGGCCAUGGAUGCUGUUCAUCAAUGUGAUGUUAAUCUCAAAGAGCAAGGGCAGCUCAUACGCCAAGACGAGUUCUCAGUAACAUUCCGAAAGAAAAAAUGUUCCCGUCAUAUUUUCCUCUUUCAAGAACUCAUCCUCUUCAGCAAGACCAGGAAGACGGAUGUCGGGAAUGAUACAUACAUCUACAAACAGUCAUUCAAGACGUCAGAUGUUGGCAUGACCCAGAACACUGGGGACACUGGUCUCUGUUUUGAGAUUUGGUUCCGAAAAAGAAAAACAGAAGACACAUACACACUGCAAGCAGUUAGUCGGGAGGUGAAGGAGGCUUGGACCAAGGACCUGGAACGGAUUCUCUGGGAUCAGGCACUACACAACCGGGAGGUCCGUAUGCAGGAGAGAGUGUUUAUGGGAAUUGGAAAUAAGCCCUUCAAGGACAUCCAGCCCAGUGAUGCAGCAAUUAGUGAUAGAGCCGUCGACUGUGGCCUCAUAGGAAGAGAAAACAAAGUGUUGUCCUAUGUGGAACGAUAUGGACAACACAAUGGCCUUCCUGGGGCACGACCAAAAUCUGCUGGUUCAGGGAGUAUUUCAUCCUCCUCAUCGUCCUCUGGAAGAGGUUCCCUGUCCCCUACGACAUACCUUUGUGUGCCAAAGCGGAGGGGUCUUGCAAAUAGCUUCGAGGGAUACGUUUCGCCACCAGGGGUUCUAGCGGAAGACGAUGUGGAUCAUGAGAGUGCGAGUCACAACUUAUUGUUGGACAGCUCUGAGUCAUCAGGUGAAAGUGUCAGCGGCCUUAGCAGUUCUGCUCACAGCUACCGCUCAGUUCAUGAGAAGGAGUCUGAAGAAAUGUCUUCAGUUUGCACUACCAUGAAUGUGAGGGAGGCAGGUGGGGCCCAUCGAACAGGACUGUGCGCAUCCCCUGCGAAAAAACAACCAACAGUUGCAGCUCAGGUCAAACCGCACAACAAGGCUGAGGACCUGCUCUGUGGCAAUGUAGGUUAUAACGUAAAUGUUGCAAAGUCCACUGAGGUUUGAACAAUCCCAUAAGACUGACAGGACCCAAAAGAAGUUUGAAUCUAUUUGGUAGCAGCGAACACUGCAAGCAAUUCCACUUUGUAGAUAUUGUAUAUGUCUCUUUUAAUCUCACCUUUAUCAGUAGUGUAGUUUACACUAAAUGUCUCAUCAUUGACAAGAUAUGGAAUGCACUCCUUACACAGCGUUGUAUAAAUACAGUAAAUGUUAACACGUUUGCAGAAUCUUUGCAAUAUUUAUGUUCUUGUGUUUGCUCUGUAUCAGUAGUUGUUAACUAAACACCAAUUGAAGAAUACAGUUCAAUAAUAAUAAUUCAGACCCUUGUCACAAGCUACAUUUAUAGGUACUACUAUUACAAAGACAUAUUGUUUUUUUUGCUAAAUCUAUUCACAUGUACAGAUGUAUAUCCAGCCUACAUAUGUCUUUACCACACUAAUAUGUUACUGAUUUGAGAAGUAUUGCUUUCUAUUUGACACAUUGUUUGCAAUGAUGAUGUUUACUUUAACCUGUAUUUUUAUUCACAUGUCAAAUGUUUUUAGAAUAAAUCAAACUUACAAAUGAACAUAAUGCGAAUAUUAUUUGUAAUGUUUAUAUCAAAGUUGAUGUUGUAUCUUUAAUGUAAAAUAGCAUGCUUAUUUCAGGGAUUUUGGGCAUUGACAUACUGUUUGUGGGCAUACCUUGAGGUCAAGGUAAAAAAAAUUAUGUGUUUUAGUUCUUGUGAAAGAUAUAUACGGUAGAUUAUAUCUACAAAAAACAUAUAUUACCUAAGUAAUAUAUUACCUAUAUAAAUAAGUUUUAUUAUUAUUAUUAUUAUUAUUCAUCCAUUUAUUUUUACUGUAAGAAAAACUAAUGCCCUAUUUUGAACUAAUUAGUAAACAAACAUUCAGCAUAACCACAAUCAAAAUAAAUCAUGUGGACAUACUCCCAGUAGUUUGUUUUUUUGACACU
Messenger RNA from Dunckerocampus dactyliophorus (ringed pipefish), 6843 nucleotides. RefSeq names its product puratrophin-1-like. Gene Ontology annotation, molecular function: guanyl-nucleotide exchange factor activity. NCBI's taxonomy places the organism in Eukaryota, Metazoa, Chordata, Actinopteri, Syngnathiformes, Syngnathidae. The record is from RefSeq and is a predicted model, not a curated record. The transcript has 24 exons. The coding region runs from base 385 to 5898 and encodes 1837 amino acids.